GCGUCUUUAUUUGGCGCUGCCGGAAGCCGCCUGCUGCUGCUGCUGCUGCUGCUGUGCAUCUCCUUCUCUCUCUCUCUCUCUCUCUGCCUUUUGCUCCCUCCAGCCCACGUUGAGCAGGGCGGGGGGCGGCGAGGAAGGGCGGGGGGAGCCAGCCAGCCAGCCAGCCGGCGGCGGCUCCGGAUUUUCGCGGCGGACCAGGGAGUCCCCCCCGGCUCAUCCAAACGGUUUUUCAGAAUGGCCGAGGCACAGGCUUUGAUGGAGAGGUUGGAAAAUGCUGUCGUUAAGCUUGAGGCAUUGUUGUCAAAUUCACACAAAGUCGCUGGAAUGGAAUGUGGAACUGUCAAUGGAGUUGAUGCAGGUGUAGCACCAUUCGUUGAGGCUUUUGACAGAAUCCUGAAUGGCAGCGUGGCUGAGUUUCUAAGGAACAGUAAGAUCCUUGACGGGGAUGUGAAGCUACACGCAGAAAUGGUUCGUGCAGCUUUUCAAGCACAAAGAGCAUUUCUCUUGGUAACCUCACAGUAUCAAGAACCUCAGGAGAGUGAAGUGUCCAUUCUUCUAAAGCCAAUAUCGGAUAAGAUUCAGGAAAUUCAAACGUUCCGAGAGAGGAACCGCGGAAGUAAAAUGUUUAAUCAUCUGUCUGCUGUUAGUGAAAGUGUACCAGCUCUCGGGUGGAUAACAGUGGCUCCUAAACCAGGGCCAUAUGUCAAGGAGAUGAAUGAUGCUGCUACCUUUUAUACUAACAGGGUGUUAAAAGACUACAAACACAGUGACUUGCGUCAUGUUGAUUGGGUGAAGUCGUACUUGAAUAUCUGGACAGAGCUUCAAGCAUACAUCAAAGAAUAUCACACCACUGGGCUUACCUGGAGUAGUACUGGCCCACUUGCCUCAGCAGCCUCUCUGCUAUCUACCCGAGUAAGCAGCCAAGGUCCUCCUCCUCCACCCCCUCCUCCACCCCCUCCUCCUCCACCACCGGGGCCGCCUCCUGUCUUUGACACUGAAAAGGCAAAAGAUGAUACCACCACAACUCGCUCAGCCCUGUUUGCCCAGUUGAACCAAGGAGAAGCAAUCACUAAAGGACUUCGCCAUGUCUCUGACGACCAGAAGACUCAUAAAAAUCCCAGGCUUCGCGCCCAAGGAACACAAGUUCGCUCUCCGACAAGAAACCAUACUUCAAAUCCAGCUGCUCCCAAUACACCUCCUCAACAGAGUCACUGUCCUGUGCUAGAACUUGAGGGAAAGAAGUGGAGAGUGGAAUAUCAGGAAAACAAGAAUGACCUUUUAAUUACUGACACCGAACUCAAGCAAGUUGCUUAUAUUUUCAAGUGUGACAAAUCUACAUUACAGAUAAAAGGAAAAGUUAAUUCCAUUAUAAUUGACAACUGCAAAAAGUUUGGCCUUGUGUUCGACAACGUUGUGGGUAUUGUUGAAGUGAUCAAUUCCAAGGAUAUUCAGAUACAGGUACUAGGGAAAGUGCCAACCAUUUCAAUUAAUAAGACUGAAGGCUGCCAUAUAUACCUCAGUGAAGAAUCACUAGACUGUGAGAUUGUAAGUGCUAAGUCCUCUGAAAUGAACAUCCUGAUCCCUCAAGACGGUGAUUAUAAAGAAUUUCCCGUUCCUGAACAGUUCAAAACGUCGUGGGAUGGAUCCAAGCUGGUUACUGAUCCUACAGAGAUUAUGGGUUAACUUGUUGAUGCCAACCAGAAAUCAUAGACAACAAUCUCCAAAGAACUUCAGCCUGAAGAAACAGCAGCAUAAAGAACCUGAAGUAGCACUAGUUUAUACUACAAUUAUAGGCCUUCAAUAGGUUACUUUUGUGGGCCCGAAGCUAUAGGCUGUGUUAAACACACUGCUUUUCCUCCAUAGAGAUCUUCUCUGUGUAGGAAAAAAACAUGCACACCAAUAUACACAGUCACGUUUGAGAAUGGCAUUCAUGUUUCUUUUGCCAUGGUUACAGGUGUCUGCUACUCUGUACAGUCCGGCACACUUUUUUGUAGGCAACCUGAUAAUCCUUAAAACAUCCACAGUUUGCCUUUAUUCACAUAUAUGUUCUACAGCGAUGUCAUGAGAACACACACAGAUUUAAAAAAAUGACUCCAUUCAGGCCAUUGGCUGUUUCGCUGCAUACACAAAGCCAAAACUCUGCAUGAUAUACUUCGUCACAUGCUUCAUUGCAUUCCUUUUUAUGCUUCAGCUGGUCAAAAACAACAACUUUAAUAUGGUAAAAUGUUAAUUUUAGGUUGGAAAUCAUUAAUGUACUAUAUAGUGAAGUUAGACCACAGAAAGUCUGUAGUUCUUCAUGCUUUUAAAGAACCCCCCCCCAAAAAAACAAGUGAAAAUAAAAAAAACUAGUAGUUGUAAUUACGCAUCAGAUUAAUCUGUCCCCCUUUUUUUUAAGCAGGUGAGUUUGCAGGUAUCUUUGUUUCCGAUCCCUUUGGUUUGUUUCAUGAAUUCAAAAAAGUUUCUAGAAAACACUGA
Sphaerodactylus townsendi is the source of this 2475-nucleotide messenger RNA. RefSeq names its product cyclase associated actin cytoskeleton regulatory protein 2 (gene CAP2). Gene Ontology annotation, molecular function: adenylate cyclase binding; actin binding. The coding region runs from base 235 to 1683 and encodes 482 amino acids. NCBI's taxonomy places the organism in Eukaryota, Metazoa, Chordata, Lepidosauria, Squamata, Sphaerodactylidae. The transcript is spliced from 13 exons. Gene Ontology annotation, cellular component: cytoplasm. The record is from RefSeq and is a predicted model, not a curated record. Gene Ontology annotation, biological process: cytoskeleton organization; cell morphogenesis; regulation of adenylate cyclase activity.